CAACAUUCACACUCACAAUUUGGGGACAAUCGAAUAUCGAUAAAAAGUGCUCGCGCACUACACCCACUCUGGCAACGCUUUGGCAUUGUCCUCAAGUCCUAAGCACAAAAGACACAAACCAGCUGGUUCCAGCGCCAAAAUAUACAGAAGGUCAUCAACACUUUACAAAGAUGUCAGUCGCCGAUGCAAUGGAAUACAUAACCCUUGGCAAUCCUAUUAGUCGUGCUGUGAUCUCUUCAUCGUCUGCCAUGUUGCGUGUGAUAGGCCUACGCCCCAAGCAAAUAUCUGGGAAGGAUGCCCCAAUAAUGAUACAAGCUCAACCUCAGCAGUUGAGAGCACCAUUGCAUAGCCUAAUGGGAAACCACUAUCACUUUGUGCGAAUUGCCGGCCUGGGCGGAGCGUCGGCUAUUUUUAUGGGAGCCUAUUGCAAAUAUUUUCUGAAAGAUGUCCACGAUCCAAAGGAGCAGCAGGAGGCACAAGCAUUUGCUGAUGUUGCCAAUAGAAUACAUUUCCUACAUUCCUUUGCGCUUUUGUGCAUGCCUCUGGCUCACUAUCCGGUGUUUACUGGCAUCAUGAUGACCGUUGGCACCGCACUUUUCUCCGGCUGCAUGUAUUACCGUGCUCUGUCCGGUGAAAAGCGACUUCAACAUUAUGCUACAAUUGGAGGAUUUUGUUUGAUCGGCGCCUGGCUAUCUCUGGUGGUCUAAAUGGGAUAUUCACAUGAUAUGGAAAUACAUAAAUACGUUACAAUUAUCUAUUUAUAAAAUCAGCUAAAGCUAAAGCCUAGAUGAAGUUACGAGUGUACAGCAGCUGCUCUAUAUAUAUAUAAAUAUAUAUUUAUGCGCUUUUCAAAAGCGCGUUUUUUAUAUAUAAUAUAUUAGUUUUAAAUGUAAGUUCUAGUGAUUUAAAAAUUCAUUUUAAGAUUUCCUUUUUUAACUUGUUAUCAGUUUAAGUUUACAGCAAAUGGAAGAUACUUUUUGUUAAAUGCAUCUCUAUUUUGUAGAUGAUUUAAAUGCAGUUCUACUUGUUAGGAUUACUUAUCUCAAACAAAAAGGCAAUGCGCAACAUAAAGGAUAUAAAUCAUAAAGGAAAUAAAAAGUUAAUAAAGUGUUACAUUUAUUUUGUA
Messenger RNA from Drosophila innubila, 1126 nucleotides. Its product is annotated as transmembrane protein 256. The record is from RefSeq and is a predicted model, not a curated record. NCBI's taxonomy places the organism in Eukaryota, Metazoa, Arthropoda, Insecta, Diptera, Drosophilidae. The transcript has 3 exons. The coding region runs from base 171 to 707 and encodes 178 amino acids.